CGAUCCGCAAACUGUGUUAGGAUUGGAUGGAGGCAAGUCAGGGCUCAGAUUCCUCGGCAUAGCAGCAGUGCAUAUAGUUUAGCUCCACAAAAUAUUUAACGCAAGCUAUGCAGUCAUAUACCAUUUUAGUAGAAGUCCGUUAAACGUUGAUAUUGUCGGAUUCUCGGUUGCUCCUUUUUACAACAAGGCAACCCUGUUUUCUUAAGUCAUAUAGCUCGUAUUUUUAACGUGAGUCACUUAAAGCGUGCUGGCCUGUUAACUAGCGUUUGCUGGCUACUUACCCUACUUACCGUGUAUACUGUGGCUUACUGUACAGCUGUCACUCCACGUUGAUGAAAUUGCAAGUUAAAAAUAGAAUUUGAAAACGAAAAGCCAUGCUCCAAUUUGUCAGAAACCAAGCCAGGGGGUUAAGGGGCUGGCUGUGUAGGCAGCAGAGGUCUCACCACCACAGGGCUGUGCUGGCCAUCCGCCGUGAGGAUGUCAACGUAUGGGAGAGGCGUGCACCCCUUGGCCCUCGACAUGUAAAGGAGAUCAAUGCAGCUGGCCACAAAGUCCUGGUUCAACCCUCGAACAGGAGAGCCAUCCAUGACAGAUUCUAUGAGAAAGCAGGAGCCAUCAUACAGGAGGACAUCUCAGAAGCCUCUCUCAUCAUCGGUGUAAAGAGGCCCCCGGAAGAAAAGGUCAUUCCAUGUAAAACCUACGCAUUCUUCUCCCACACCAUCAAAGCACAGGAGGCUAACAUGGGCCUUCUAGAUGAUAUACUCAAAAAGGAAGUGCGACUGAUUGAUUAUGAGAAAAUGGUGGACGACAAUGGGUUCAGAAUUGUAGCAUUUGGACAGUGGGCUGGUGUUGCAGGAAUGAUUAAUAUUUUACAUGGUUUGGGCCUACGUUUCCUAGCCCUCGGACACCACACUCCUUUUAUGCAUAUUGGCAUGGCACACAAUUACAGGAAUGUCAGUCAAGCCAUCCAAGCAGUAAGGGAUUGCGGGUAUGAAAUAUCACUAGGCCUGAUGCCUAAGUCUAUUGGUCCACUGACGUUUGUAUUCACUGGCACUGGCAAUGUAUCUAAGGGUGCACAAGAUAUUUUUAAUGAGCUUCCAUGUGAAUAUGUGGAGCCACAUGAACUUAAAGAAGUCUCUGAGUCAGGAGACCUGAGCAAAGUGUAUGGCACAGUGAUCAGCAGACAUCACCAUCUCGUUCGAAAGAGUGAUGGGCUGUAUGAUCCUUUGGAGUAUGAGCACCACCCUGAGCGCUACACCUCUCAUUUCAGAUCCAGCGUGGCACCUUAUACAACCUGCUUGAUAAAUGGCAUCUACUGGGAACCUCACACUCCUAGGCUGCUAAAGCGACUGGAUGCACAGAAGCUUAUGAGAUCCUCCAACCCUUCGGUCUCAGCCACUGAAGGCUGGCCAGCGCUGCCACACAAGCUUUUAGCAAUCUGUGACAUUUCUGCAGACACGGGGGGCUCUAUUGAGUUUAUGACUGAGUGCACCACCAUUGAGAAGCCCUUCUGUAUGUAUGAUGCUAACCAGCACAUAGAUCAUGACAGUGUGGAAGGAAAUGGCAUUCUCAUGUGCUCCAUUGAUAACCUUCCUGCUCAACUUCCCAUUGAGGCUACAGACUAUUUUGGUGACCGCUUGCUCCCUUACAUCUGGGAAAUGCUUACAUCAGAUGCAACCAGACCACUGGAUGAGGAAGGUUUCUCUCCUCAAGUUAGAGAUGCUGUAAUAACGUCCAGUGGGAAGUUGACUCCCAAGUUUGAGUACAUUGAGAAGCUGAGAGAGAGGAGGGAGUCUGAGCAGAUCCUGCAGAAGGGAGGAAUGAAGCGUGUCCUGCUGUUAGGCUCUGGCUAUGUGUCUGGGCCAGUCAUUGAGUAUCUCACCAGGGAUGCCCACACCCAAGUCACAGUGGCAUCAGUGCUUUUACGCCAGGCUGAGGAACUGGCUGUCAAAUACCCCAACACCAUACCUGUGAUGCUUGAUGUCACCAGCCAGAAGGGCCAUCUUGAGUCUCUGGUCAAGGACCAUGACCUUGUCAUCAGCAUGCUGCCAUAUAGCCUACAUCCUUUGGUGGCUAAGCAUUGCAUCAAUAAGAAGGUGAACCUGGUGACUGCCAGCUACGUGAGUCCAGAGAUGGAAGCGCUUCGGGACAGUACUGAGGAGGCUGGCAUCACCAUAUUAAAUGAGAUAGGCUUAGACCCUGGCAUUGAUCACAUGUUGGCCAUGGAGUGCAUCGACCAGGCCAAGGCAGACGGUUGCACUGUGGAGUUGUACAGCUCUUUCUGCGGUGGGCUUCCUGCACCAGAGUGUUCUGACAAUCCACUGCGUUACAAAAUCAGCUGGAAUCCAUAUGGAGUAUUUCUUAAUACAAUCAGUUCUGCCAUGUAUCUCAAAGACAAUCAGGUGAUAAGUAUUCCUCACGGUGGUUCUCUCAUGGAAGCUGCAGUGCCCAUGGACUUCCUGCCAGGAUUUAAUUUGGAAGGCUAUCCCAACCGCGACAGUACCAAGUAUGCUGAGAUUUAUGACAUUGAGUCUGCACACACGGUGAUCAGAGGGACAUUACGCUUCAAGGGCUUCUCCAGCGCGAUGAGUGGCUUUGUAAAACUUGGACUGAUUAACACAGACCCUUGCCCAAUGCUGGAACAGGCAGGCAGUCCUGUCUCCUGGAAACAGCUCCUGUGUAAACAGAUUGGCUUGUCCUCUUCUGUUAGUGAUGACUCCUUUCAGGAAGCAGUGUUCAACCAGAUAGGGAGAGAUGAAUUCAGGAUGCAGACUCUCAAAUGGUUUGGAAUGCUGAGUGAGGAACCCAUGCCUCAUGCUGACACCAUCCUGGCAGCACUUGCUAAACACAUGGAGACAAAGCUCUCCUUUGAUAAGGGUGAGAGAGACAUGAUCAUCUUGAGGAAUGAUGUUGGCAUCAGGCACCCCACAGGCGAGCUUGAGACAAAGCACAUCAGCCUUGUGGUCUAUGGAGACCGCAACGGCUUCUCAGCCAUGGCAAAAACAGUGGGCUACCCUGCUGCUAUUGCAGCUCGUAUGUUGCUCAAUGGUGAGCUGAACACUAAAGGACUUGUGUUACCAAUGACAAAGAAUAUCUAUGGCCCUGUUCUGAGAAGACUUCAGGAGGAAGGCCUUCAGUUCAUCACCAAAAGUACUAUAACAGAGUAGCCUGUUUGAGUCACAGAUGUGUAGAAAAUAAUUUGAUAAUACUCUAAAGAAAACUGAAAUUGUUCUUAAAACAUAUUUUCUUACACAUUAUUUUUUAUUUUAUGUAACGGAUGUUGUAAAAAUUCAGAUCCAUAUUUGACAGAUAUGAUGUCUGAUGAUGAAGUUAUCGACGGUUAGAGAAUUUUAAAAAAUGUUUGAGGUUUUGGCUUUUUCAUAAAAGUAUGUAAAGUGGGUGAUUAAAUGAUUAAACAGUACCUCUGCCAUUCAACAUUACCUGAGGUUACUCUCAAGAGUGCAUAGGAAACGGAGGUCACGUGUGCCUUUUCUGUGGAAUGUUUUGAGUUUCUCUUUUUGCGGUAUACAAAAGUAACCACAUUGCUAAUCAAAACUUUAACAAUUAGAUAUGUAUUAAUGCAACAUUUGUGCCUUAAAUGCAAAUUAAAUUUGUCAUGUCAACUUGACAUGUAAA
Electrophorus electricus (electric eel) is the source of this 3636-nucleotide messenger RNA. RefSeq names its product aminoadipate-semialdehyde synthase (gene aass). The record is from RefSeq and is a predicted model, not a curated record. Gene Ontology annotation, molecular function: saccharopine dehydrogenase activity. Lineage: Eukaryota; Metazoa; Chordata; Actinopteri; Gymnotiformes; Gymnotidae. Gene Ontology annotation, cellular component: cytoplasm.